This is a messenger RNA of Sardina pilchardus (European sardine), 2496 nucleotides long. RefSeq names its product galactocerebrosidase-like. The record is from RefSeq and is a predicted model, not a curated record. Gene Ontology annotation, molecular function: galactosylceramidase activity. Gene Ontology annotation, cellular component: lysosome. Bases 114 to 2114 code for a protein of 666 amino acids. The transcript is spliced from 17 exons. Gene Ontology annotation, biological process: galactosylceramide catabolic process. NCBI's taxonomy places the organism in Eukaryota, Metazoa, Chordata, Actinopteri, Clupeiformes, Clupeidae.
UGACAAUUCAUGUGCAGACGAUGUGUAACUACAGUUUAUUGACUUUCAAGCGGUAGCUAACGUCUAAAGUUUUGUAUUCGAUCUGAAAUGCCUACCAUUCCUCUGCUCUCUAAAUGGCUUCUGGCUACUUUGUAACUGUAAAUCUCGGCAUAUUCCUCUCAUUGUGGAUAAGCAUAAUCAAUGCCGAGUUCUAUGUGAUAGAUGAUCAGAUCGGUCUUGGAAGGCGUUUUGACGGAAUCGGUGGUUUAAGCGGAGGAGGGGCAACAACUAGACUUUUGGUCAACUAUGAUGAACCAUAUCGUGGCCAAAUAUUAGACUAUUUAUUCAAGCCAGGUUUUGGCGCUUCCUUACAGAUUCUCAAAGUUGAAAUCGGAGGAGAUGCACAGACUACUGAUGGAACAGAACCCUCCCACAUGCACUAUGAAGGAGAUGAGAACUACUUCAGAGGAUAUGAGUGGUGGCUGAUGAAAGAGGCCAAGAAGAGGAACCCCGACAUCACUCUGAUUGGCCUUCCUUGGGCAUUUCCACGUUGGGUGGGUAGAGAGCAGAGUUCACCAUACCAGAAUCCUGAUGUCACCGCUGGUUAUGUUGUGUCCUGGAUCAUUGGGGCAAAGCAGUAUCAUAACCUAGAUAUUGACUAUGUUGGGAUAUGGAAUGAAAGGAAGUUUAAUGCUGAGUAUAUUAAGAUUUUAAGAGUCACGUUGGAUAAGGCCGGCCUUACUGAUGUGGGCAUCAUUGCAGCUGAUGGGAACUGGGAUAUAUCAGUUGCUAUGGCACUGGAUCCCCAACUUUAUGGGGCCAUUGAUAUCAUUGGGGUUCACUAUCCAGGAACAAAGACUAUACCUCAAGCUUUGUGGACCAGGAAGACACUUUGGUCCGCAGAAGACUACAGCACCUUCAACAACGAUGUGGGUGGGGGCUGCUGGGCUCGCAUUCUCAACCAGAACUAUGUCAACGGGAGGAUGACUUCCACCAUCUCCUGGAACCUGGUGGCAAGUUACUAUGAAGACCUCUCAUUUGGACGGGAUGGGCUGAUGACCGCAGAGGAACCCUGGAGUGGGAACUAUGUGGUGGAAUCCCCCAUAUGGAUAACAGCUCACACCACCCAGUUUGCAAAGCCAGGUUGGAGGUAUCUAGAGACAGUCGGAAACCUAACACAUGGUGGAAGCUAUGUUUCUCUGACAGACGGGAAAGGGAACCUUACACUCGUCAUAGAAACUAUGACGCAUGAUCACUCCAUAUGCGUUCGACCUCCAUUGCCACCUUACAAGGUGUCCCCUCAAAAUGCUACAUUUCAUCUCAAGGGCUCUUUCGCAACAGUCUCGGAGCUUCAGUUAUGGUACUCCAAAUUAGACUUUGCAAACUCAAAGUCUACCCUCUUCAAGAAACUACAGACUGUCAAGGUUUUUGAUGGAUUCUUCACCUUGAGCUUAGGUCUUGAUGAGGUUUACACCUUAACUACAAUCACAACUGGACAAAAGGGCCACCACACAGACCCACCCAAUUCAUCUCCAUUCCCUAAGAAGUAUCUUGAUGACUUUGAUGUCCGGAACCCUUCCUUUGAUGAGGCUCCUUACUUUGCCGAUCAGACCGGGGUGUUUGAGUAUUUCCAAAACCUGACCGACCCAGGACCUCAUGUCUUUACACUACGACAGAUUGUCACUCAGCGCCCAAUAGCCUGGGCAAAUGAUGCAGAUCAAACCAUCAGCAUUGUCGGAGAUCAUAGCUGGAGAGACUUGACUGUGACCUGUGACGUCUUAAUUGAAACCAUGAGUACAGGAGGUGUGUUCAUUGCUGCAAGAGUGGAUAAGGGAGGCGAGUCUGUCAGGGAGGCUAUGGGAGUCUUCUUCUGGGUGUUUGCCGACGGCACUUACAGAGUAACCAAUGAUAUUGGUGGGAAGAUAGUGCGAGCAGAGGGCUUAUCAGGAACAAGAGCAGGGAAAUGGCACACACUGACCCUCACAGUCAAGGGACAAUAUGCUUAUGGAAUGCUGGAUGGAUACCCACUGUGGAAGAAUGCUGUGAUUCUAAACCCAAAGAAUGGAUGGGCUGCUAUCGGAACAUACUCUUUUGAAUAUGCCCAGUUUGAUAACUUCCAAGUGCUGGCAGACUGAGUAGUCUAGCUGUUUUUCACAAAGACUCUGUGUAUGUUCCUGUUCCCAAGCACAUAAUUGUGAGCGCUGUCUUGUUAAAAAUAGCAUUCCAGAGUUGGAUUGAAUGUUGAAUGCGUCUCAUUCCUGAAAAUUCUCUGGUUCCCUAACGGAGCACAAGGGGGGAUUUUAUUCAGGUGUAGUGUGAAUGUACGUUUCAAAUUAUUUGUGAUUUACUUGUUUUAAAUAACAAUAGAUGAAUGUGAAGGGUUAUUUUCCAAUCUUAAUUCCAAGGGGAAAUGUUUAUUAAUUUAUUUUUUUUGAUUGGAGUUAUUAAAGGAUUCAAGGCCUGGGCCACCAGUAUGGAAGCAUAUGAGUUCCAUAAUUCAAAUGAGAAUGCAUUCUG